Molecule: messenger RNA, 1564 nt
Organism: Nematolebias whitei (Rio pearlfish)
Lineage: Eukaryota; Metazoa; Chordata; Actinopteri; Cyprinodontiformes; Rivulidae
Product: neuronal acetylcholine receptor subunit beta-2-like
Exons: 6
Coding region: 4-1503 (499 amino acids)
Biological process (GO): regulation of membrane potential; chemical synaptic transmission; signal transduction
Cellular component (GO): postsynaptic membrane; neuron projection; synapse
Molecular function (GO): acetylcholine-gated monoatomic cation-selective channel activity; transmembrane signaling receptor activity
Source: RefSeq, a predicted model, not a curated record
AGGAUGGCUGUCCCCGUGAAAACCGUGCUGCCUCUUCUGGUUCUCGCCGUGGCAGCUGCCUUGUGUGCAGAAGUAGAGGAGAGGCUGGUGAGUCACCUGUUGUCACCGGAGCGUUAUAACAAGCUGAUCAGACCAGCCAUCAACAACAGCCAGCAGGUCACCAUUUACAUACAGGUGUCUCUGGCCCAGCUCAUCAACGUGAAUGAGAGGGAGCAGAUCAUGACCACCAACUGUUGGCUCACACAGGGAUGGAAUGACUACAGGUUAAUGUGGGAUCCUGACCAGUAUGAGGGAAUUAAGAAAAUUCGACUCCCAUCACAACACAUCUGGCUGCCAGACAUCGUCCUCUAUAACAAUGCUGAUGGGACGUAUGAAGUCUCCUUCUACUCCAACGCAGUGGUUUCCAACAAUGGAGAAGUAGCUUGGCUCCCACCAGCCAUCUACAAGUCGGCCUGCAAAAUUGAAGUGCGGGAUUUCCCCUUUGACCAGCAGAACUGCACCUUGAAGUUUCGCUCUUGGACGUAUGACCACACAGAAAUCGAUCUCAUCCUCCUCAGCGAUUACGCCUCCCGCGAUGACUUCAAACCCAGCGGAGAAUGGGAUAUCGUUUCUCUACCUGGACGCAAGAAUGAGGACCCUAAUGAUAUCAGAUACUUGGAUAUCACUUAUGACUUUAUUAUCAAGAGGAAACCUUUGUUCUACACCAUCAAUCUGAUAAUUCCCUGUAUCCUCAUCACAUCGCUAGCUAUUCUGGUGUUCUACCUUCCAUCAGACUGUGGUGAGAAGAUGACUCUGUGCAUCUCUGUCCUCCUGGCCCUGACUGUGUUUUUACUGCUGAUCUCAAAGAUAGUACCACCAACAUCUUUAGCUGUGCCUCUAAUUGGGAAAUAUUUAAUGUUUACAAUGGUGCUGGUCACGUUCUCUAUUGUCACCAGCGUUUGUGUGCUGAACAUUCACCAUCGGUCCCCCAGCACGCACACCAUGCCACCUUGGGUCAAGCGCAUCUUCCUGCACCGGCUUCCUUCGUUCCUCUUUAUGCGGCGACCUGGCAGUUCUAAUAUCCGCGAACGGUUCAGGAAAAAGCACCAAAAGCAAAAGUAUGCAGACGAGAGGUUGUGCGGAACUGAGGGAGGGUCAGGAGGCUCUGCAGGAGUGGCGGACUCCUCCUCGUCCUUCUUCGUCAACGAGGAGUCUGCCAAACGCUACGGCUGGAGAAUCAGUGACUUUUCAGAGAGCAGAGACCUUCGGAGGAGGAUGACCCUCAAGAGCAAUAUUGAUGUGGAGGAUGCGGUGGAUGGUGUACGCUAUAUUGCUGAGAAGAUGAAGAGUGAGGAUGAUGAUGAGGGGAUCAUCGAAGACUGGAAAUAUGUGGCUAUGGUGAUUGAUCGUCUCUUCCUGUGGAUUUUCAUCUGUGUGUGUGUGAUCGGCACCGCUGGCCUUUUCAUGCAGCCUCUGUUUGAGAGUUACAACACCCCAAUUGUUGAGGACGUGGAGCAUAACUGAAGCCGAUGAACUUUGCAUUUGAUAAGGCCCUCAAAUUAAACUUUACCCCCAGAACAAAUUA